Homo sapiens (human) is the source of this 2904-nucleotide messenger RNA. It is a transcript of the gene SULT1A1, whose product is annotated as sulfotransferase family 1A member 1. Gene Ontology annotation, biological process: sulfur compound metabolic process. Lineage: Eukaryota; Metazoa; Chordata; Mammalia; Primates; Hominidae. Gene Ontology annotation, molecular function: steroid sulfotransferase activity; aryl sulfotransferase activity; sulfotransferase activity. The transcript has 10 exons. Gene Ontology annotation, cellular component: cytoplasm. The coding region runs from base 1454 to 2341 and encodes 295 amino acids. The record is from RefSeq and is marked reviewed.
GUGCCGUAGCUCGCUCGUCUCCGCCGGGGACGUGCUGCAGCAACGGCUGCAGGGCCGCUAGGCCGACUGGCGCCAGACGCGGCGCGUGGCCACGUUGGUGGUGACCUUCCACGCCAACUUCAACUACGUGUGGCUGGGCCUGCUGGAGCGCGCGCUCCCGGGCCGAGCGCCGCGCGCCAUGCUGGCCAAGUUGCUGUGCGACCAGGUGGUCGGUGCGCCCAUCGCGGUCUCGGCCUUCUACGCCGGUAUGAGCAUUCUCCAGGGAAAGGAUGACAUAUUUUUGGACCUGAAACAGAAAUUCUGGAACACCUAUAUGCAAACUCAGUCGUGGCUUUGGAGAUCACUUUAAGCUUGUCUCCAGCUGGCACACUAAGGAGGGUAAUGGAGAAGCUCCCCCACCCCCAACCCCACCCCUUCCUUCCGGAAGCAAAUCUAAGUCCAGCCCCGGCUCCAGAUCCCUCCCACAGUGGACCUAGGAAACCCUCAGCUCAGAGAACAACCCUGCAUUCCCCACACAACACCCACAAUCAGCCACUGCGGGCGAGGAGGGCACGAGGCCAGGUUCCCAAGAGCUCAGGUGAGUGACACAGUGGAACGGCCCAGGGCGCCCUCACCCUGCUCAGCUUGUGGCUCUAACAUUCCAGAAGCUGAGGCCUCUGGCAUCCCUGCCCUUUCCCCAUGGAUAUCCCAUUUCAGACAACCCUGGCCUGCGUGAAUCCCCCUCCCUUCCCUUGUUUGUUUGUUUUUUUCCCCGGGGAGGCCAGGUCUUGCUGUCACCCAGGCUGGAGUGCUGUGGGAUCCUGGCCACUGCAGCCUUGAAUUCCUGGGCUCAAGUGAUUCUCUUGCCUCAGCCUCUGGAGUAGCUAGGACUACAGGCCCUCAUCAUCCUGCCUGGUUAAUGUUUAAGAAUUUUUUUAAAGAUUUUUAGAGAUGGGGUCUUGCAAUGCUGCACCAGGUUGGUCUCCAACUCCUGGCCUCAGCCUCCCUAGGGUCUGGGAUUAUAGGUGGGAGCCACCCUGCCUAGGCCUGUGCUUUUGCUGAGUCAUCAGAGUUUUGUUCAUUCCCACAGCAGCUCUGGCCCCUAGUAGCAGCUCAGUUCCUCAAUGGGCCGUGUUUGUCCUGGAGCCCAGAUGGACUGUGGCCAGGCAAGUGGAUCACAGGCCUGGCUGGCCUGGGCGGUUUCCACAUGUGAGGGGCUGAGGGGCUCAAGGAGGGGAGCAUCUCCACUGGGUGGAGGCUGGGGGUCCCAGCAGGAAGUGGUGAGACAAAGGGCGCUGGCUGGCAGGGAGACAGCACAGGAAGGUCCUAGAGCUUCCUCAGUGCAGCUGGACUCUCCUGGAGACCUUCACACACCCUGACAUCUGGGCCUUGCCCGACGAGGGUGCUUUCACUGGUCUGCACCAUGGCCCAGGCCCUGGGAUUUUGAACAGCUCCGCAGGUGAAUGAAAGGAACAUGGAGCUGAUCCAGGACACCUCCCGCCCGCCACUGGAGUACGUGAAGGGGGUCCCGCUCAUCAAGUACUUUGCAGAGGCACUGGGGCCCCUGCAGAGCUUCCAGGCCCGGCCUGAUGACCUGCUCAUCAGCACCUACCCCAAGUCCGGCACUACCUGGGUAAGCCAGAUUCUGGACAUGAUCUACCAGGGUGGUGACCUGGAGAAGUGUCACCGAGCUCCCAUCUUCAUGCGGGUGCCCUUCCUUGAGUUCAAAGCCCCAGGGAUUCCCUCAGGGAUGGAGACUCUGAAAGACACACCGGCCCCACGACUCCUGAAGACACACCUGCCCCUGGCUCUGCUCCCCCAGACUCUGUUGGAUCAGAAGGUCAAGGUGGUCUAUGUUGCCCGCAACGCAAAGGAUGUGGCAGUUUCCUACUACCACUUCUACCACAUGGCCAAGGUGCACCCUGAGCCUGGGACCUGGGACAGCUUCCUGGAGAAGUUCAUGGUCGGAGAAGUGUCCUACGGAUCCUGGUACCAGCACGUGCAGGAGUGGUGGGAGCUGAGCCGCACCCACCCUGUUCUCUACCUCUUCUAUGAAGACAUGAAGGAGAACCCGAAAAGGGAGAUUCAAAAGAUCCUGGAGUUUGUGGGGCGCUCCCUGCCAGAGGAGACCGUGGACUUCGUGGUUCAGCACACGUCGUUCAAGGAGAUGAAGAAGAACCCUAUGACCAACUACACCACCGUCCCCCAGGAGUUCAUGGACCACAGCAUCUCCCCCUUCAUGAGGAAAGGCAUGGCUGGGGACUGGAAGACCACCUUCACCGUGGCGCAGAAUGAGCGCUUCGAUGCGGACUAUGCGGAGAAGAUGGCAGGCUGCAGCCUCAGCUUCCGCUCUGAGCUGUGAGAGGGGCUCCUGGAGUCACUGCAGAGGGAGUGUGCGAAUCAAACCUGACCAAGCGGCUCAAGAAUAAAAUAUGAAUUGAGGGCCCGGGACGGUAGGUCAUGUCUGUAAUCCCAGCAAUUUGGAGGCUGAGGUGGGAGGAUCAUUUGAGCCCAGGAGUUCGAGACCAACCUGGGCAACAUAGUGAGAUUCUGUUAAAAAAAUAAAAUAAAAUAAAACCAAUUUUUAAAAAGAGAAUAAAAUAUGAUUGUGGGCCAGGCAGAGUGGCUCAUGCCUGUAAUCCCAGCAAUUUGAGAAGUUGAGGCUAGAGGAUCACUGGAGGACAGGAGUUUGGGACCAGCCUGUUCAACAUUACAAGACAUCAUCCCUACAAAAAUUUGAGAAAAUUAUCUGUACGUGAUGGUGGGCACCUGUAGUCCCAGCUACUUGACAAGUGAAGGCAGGAGGAUCGCCUGAGCCAGGGAGGUUAUGGCUGCAGUGGGCUGACUGGGCUAAUCCACUCAAGCCUGAGGGACAGAGCAAAUCUUGCUUGAGAAAUAAAUAAAAUACAAUUUACUUAACAUAAA